Molecule: messenger RNA, 4619 nt
Organism: Spirometra erinaceieuropaei
Lineage: Eukaryota; Metazoa; Platyhelminthes; Cestoda; Diphyllobothriidea; Diphyllobothriidae
Source: the annotation of a GenBank genome assembly
AUGCGAGCAAUUCAGUGGGACGACCUGCGAAGACAAGCGCGUACACUGGAGAAUGAUCUGGACUCUAAGCUUGCCUCUUUUGGCAAACUUGGAAGUGCCUUUGGAAUGACAAAUUAUGGAUAUAUGCAGUCGUCCAACCAGCCCGUAAAUGACACCUCAUCUGAGUAUAAUCUGCUGUCUUGCGACAUUGAAAAUCUUCUUGAGCGGUGCGUAGCACUCUCUGGUUUGUUUUCCGCUAUUGUACUUUUUCCUCAUGCUGUCCGUUAUCAUAAUCUGACAAUCUUAAUAUUCUCUCUUGCUUCCGCUUGGCCAUUUAUGGUCUCCGACUCUGAUUGCAAAGACUUGUUUCUGAGCCCUUUUGUUAUAAAACACCUGGGACGAUAUUAUUGCCUUUAAUUCUUUGCCGCGUUUGUUGUCUCCCUCCGCUGAUUCCAGUGCUUGAAUCAGUUCGUCCUGGCCACCGUUCAUGCAAAUCCGGCAGAAACAUAGGAUCCUUGCGUGGAACCUUUUGCCACUUUUGCCCCGCAGUUUACACUGUCGACUGUGUAGAAACAUACGACAAGUUUGCCGAAUAAGUUCUGAAGUAGUCAGCGGUCACAGCCGUGCUUAUGACCUAAGGAGUGAGCCAGUAAACGUACUUCUAGAAUCCACCGGGAAACAUUUCACCCGGCUGCUUUAAGUCAUGUUCUUCCAUGUUUACAAAUUAGCUGAGGUUUUUUCCAAGAAAAUUUAUACAAGAACGCUAUCAUUACCGGGGCCAGACACGUUUAUUGCUUUACAAUUGUAACCAGUUACGUUGAUAAUCGCGCAUGCCACAGCUCUGGCCAAUUUUCCUUAAAAUUUCUAGUGUUCGGGUUAAAUUCCUCAACAUCAACUAACUUUUUCACUUAACUUUUUGUCGCCAUUUCCACAUGGCUUUUACCAGACUUGCGGGACAUUAAUCAGGGUUUUUUGAGAAAGUGACGCCCAGCGGAGGUUAUGAACCAAUCUGCUUACUCGGUCUUGAACUUCGCGAAGUUAAUGACCGACAAUAGGAUUUCCGUGGUGUAAUGCAUAAAGUACUGCCAUGCUCAAUAGAAUGCCUGUGGUUUAGUCUUCAUAUUGUCCCUUCUUUCUUGACGAUGUUCAUCAGCUGGCGUCAAAACUAAAUGUCUUAUCGUAACUUGACAAUGUCCAUACAUUCCAGUUGACCUUUACCCAUCUCAAAUCUGGUCAAUGCUAUUUCAGUACCCCGGUCAGCGCGAAAGCGUUUGUGUUUGAUUUUUCCGGUUAUUUAUUUUUCCUCGUUUUGCAACUUUGGCGCAGGUUAUGUUGCUGUAUACAUCUUCGGUCUUCCUCUGUGUUCUCUUUGCUGUAUAGACUGGCCCAGGUAAAUGACAAGAUGACCGAGCUCGUCUCGUCUCUUGAGCCUUCGGACGUGGGCAGCAUCAGCCAACAGCACACAGCCAAACGGCACAGGGAGAUCCUUUACGAUUACAUCCAAGACUUUAAGCGCAUUCGUUCCAGCUACAUUAACGCCAAGAAUCGAGAGGAGCUCUUUUCCUCUGUAAGUGGAUAUCUCCCGGCAAGAUAUAUGUUACGCUUCCAACUUCCUAUUCUGUGCACUUGUGGAUCAAGUUUCAUGUGUUAUCCACUUCGCGCUCCAUGGCUUUCCUAGCGUUUUACGUAUCCUUUUCUGCGGUUGGGGGACACGUUCACCGAUCGGGUUACGGGACGUACUUGUGUCCUUGGGCUCAAGCUAGAGCCAUCAUAGACAGUUGCAUAACAAUUAACAAUGGGUGCGGUUAAUUAGUAACCGACAGUGACAGGGGAGACCAGGGGUGGCCAUUUCUGGAUUAUUGGCCAUCUUCAGCAAGCCAUGCCCUUGCGUAGAUUUGGGACCAGAGCAAUUAAGCACACCGGGACGAGCACAGUCAGUAACCUAAUUAGAGAGCGCCCUUUCACCAUAGUUGAUAUGCUCAGCCAAAAACCGACAGGAUGUGGACCCGUGCUCCAUGGUAGAGCGUUGGAUCACCUAACACUCAAUAGUUAUAGUUACGAGGUUCGACUCUCGGGUCCCACGGACCUAGGAUUGGGACUGGCUAUCUGACGACUAAUAAACCAGAAAUGGCCAUCUCGUUCCCUCUUGUUUUCGUUGGUAACUCAUCACCUGCCUAUCCUUUUCUUGCUACUUCAGUCCAACGAUAAGUUUGCUCAUGUGGACCCGCCUAACUGCUUUUCUUGAAUCUUUGUAGAAUGCCACCACUGGAGUUAAGUACCAGAGGGCCGGAGCUUAAAAUAUGGGGUUAUGAAAUUUGCGCAAAUGGAAUUGUUUCUGGACUUCUGUUGUGUUAACUAUACGACAAUUGACUGUUAACACAUCAGUAGUCAGGAGGACACAGAUGAGGUGACAGCGUCUUCUGAAUGCGUAAAAUAGGUGACUGGUCGCAUGCACAGACAGGGACAGAAACACAUUGGCUGCUGUUGGUUUAAAUGCCCGUCAAGUGUGACUGGUCUACAUGCCGUCGGACGCUGGUUGGGGUCAAGCUACUAAAUUUAUCUGUUAGCCUAAAGAGCCCUCGCAAUGACUGGCCUUGGUGAUCGUCGAAUACGUGGCUUGGAUGCGCGUGCAAGUACGGACGCUUUGAACCGGAAACCUGGUGCCGCCGAUGCUCUUGAACAGCUCACAGGCCUGUUGGAAUGUACUACCGCACAUUUUCCUCUGGUUGUUGCAGACCCCUUUUAGUUUUUAUGAGCUUUGAGGGAACUUUUUAUUUCCCUUUUUUCAGACGAGUGUUGUUUAUGACAAAGUGUCUUGGCUCCUCUUUUAGUCCCUGACGAAGACACCGGAGAAACCUCGCCUGGACUCCACGCGUCUCCUUCUGGAGGAGAAUCAGAGCCUGUUAAACGCAGAUCAGGCUCUCUCUGAGCGUAUCGCUGCCGCCUCUGCGAUCCGGUCCUCCCUUCGUUCGCAGCAUCAUGUGCUGAAAUCUGCCACAAACAGCCUGCUUAACCUACGUAAUCGUUUUCCUAUCGUUAACAAACUGCUCAAUCAGAUUUCCUGGCGCAAACAGAGAGACAGCAUCAUUGUAGGGACGGUAUUUGGCUGCUGCCUCCUCUUCCUUCUUUUCUACCUCUUCCACUAAUAACUAAUAUGCACCACCACCACCCUCCCUCCCUUCGACUUUGUUCCAGCACACAUCCCUUCUCUACCAGCCCUCCGCCACCAAAUUGGGGGUCUUUGCUCACGUUUGGCGGUCCUUUUGCCGAUUCCAUGCGCGUUUAUCUGAUUCGAGGUGCCUGUCAGACCGCCUUCGCAGUUCAAAAUCGACUUGUGUUUGUGUGCCUGCCUGUGCGUCUGUUUGCACUUACUCUGAAGUGUUCUGGGAACAGCGCCCUCGUGGGCUGUCCUCCUCUCCGAGACUAACUACAGCCCCCUUGCGUCUGCGCGCUCUGAUUGGCUAGACCACUUAUUCCGUCAAGGACCCCACUUUCUUCCUUCCACUACGUCUCUUUCAAUUGACUUCUGUAUAGAUAUGUUUCUCUCAUUAAACUGAUUCCUGCUGCUUGCGCUGCGAGGCCAUACUGUUUCCGGCAGUCUCCUCGUUGUAGAUCAGCGUGAUUGACCUCGACAAUUACUAAUACUGUUCUCCGGGUAUCAGUGGCUACCUGCGCGUGAAGAUACGUGGAUAGUCGAUCUCACGCUCUCCUUGCUAUUCUGUUCUAGAGGCAGGACUAAUUCAAGGUAAACGGUGGCGGACUUAGUCAUUUAUACUGACCUCAGACAAAGCGUUUGUCCAGACGUUGCACAACGCGACUAGUUCCUUGCCCCGUGACCAGACCGGCUUCUACAAAGCUGCUUCAUCUACCCUUUUGUGAAUUGCCUCCUCUCUCUAUCUCUCACUCACACACAACCAGAGCUCCUUCUGGGUCUCGGCUGCUGCGCUUAUCACAGUUUCUUAGAUCCACAGAGAAGAUCUGGAUGACCUAUGGACCAGAGUAAGAUGACCGCUUUGGUGCUUCUCUCAGUCUAUCAAUGUGACUAUCCAUGUCGUUUUCGUAAGCCGUGUGAUUGACCGAACAGAUUUUGUUUGCGCCUGUGUCUGUUUCUCCCUGUUCGAUCUGCGGUGCGUGUCAUUGGUUUAAUUUCUGAGCUAGAAAUUCGCCUACUGUCCGGUUGGCUACCUGGCAACGCUCCUGUUCCCCAUUUCUCUGAGUUCAGACACCAAGACGGGCUUAAACCGCUACCUCGGACGGUUCCAUCAGGGACAAAGGCCUCAUUGGACGGAUGAGCGCAUCACUGCUUUACUGUAGGCGGUGUAAAUGAUGAAAUAUUAACUGAAAUGAGAUUUCAGUUUUAGAGGACUUCGUGGGUGUGAUUGUUAUAUUGAUUAAUGUGUUACACGACUCAAAGAUGAUGCAGUCAGGCUGGUAUGCGUGCACUCGAGUGCGUGGCUCUUCAGCGGCUUUAAAAAAUUGCACUUCGUACAAGAUGCUACUUAAUUUGCGCGACAUUUUCAUUUAUUUUUUGCAUUUUUAUAAAUUUAAACUUACCUCAUUGAGAUCAUGUGUAAAAGUGUCUUUUCUUAUACUCGGCUUGUAGGAACUUCCGCAUUCAAGUGUUUUUACUCGAGGGAUAG